AUGCGUCAUCCCCACCACGCCGCACGCCAGCUCAAUUCACCGUGCAGGGGCGCGCGCUCUCUCUCUCUCUUCUCUCUCUCUCUCUCUCUCUCUCUCUCUCUCUCUCUCUCUCUCUCUCUCUCUCUCUCUCUCUCUCUCUCUCUCUCUCUCUCUCUCUCUCUCACUCUCUUUCUCUCUCGUGUGUUGUGGAUAUCCCCUGACUGCCGUCGUGAAAAGUCAGCAAAACUAAAAGAUAUGCUCACUUACUUCGCAGCUCGCUCGAGCGGUGGGACAAAAACAGUGGUCAUCCACAACUUCUACACAAGCUUUAUAUUCUUCAUAGAAAGUACCAUAUGCUUUAAAUGUGUCUAUAGUCACAGCCCUUGCGUUUCAUCUGGCCGCGGGGGCACACGCGGGACCGCUGCCAUGUCCACUGCCCACUCUAGUGCUAGCCUAGCUCAAAACCGAACCCCGCCAACCAGCCCCGCCACCAACCGGCGGUUUAGCGAGCGCUUUCGCCAAAUGGUUCGCUUUCUCCGACCCAAUGCGGAUGAAAGCAGCAUCGAAGAGACCAGCACUGAUGACCUACAGUAUGACCUAGCAGAUUUUGAAGGAGAAGGCAUGGUGUUUACGGCUCGCGUAAGUCUCUAUCCCCAAUUGCUUGAGUGCAAGAUCUACACCGGCUCAUCCAUGCCUCACAUCUGCCCUUGGCCCAAUUCGUUCUCCCCCUCUUCCCUCCUGCCUUCGCCUCAGUUUCUCUGUUCAAUGGUGGCUGACCCAGCGGAUUCAGCCGAGGCCAUCGUGUACAAGCUGCAAAAUACCAUUCGUGCAAAGGACAAGAACCCGCGCAUCGUCAACGUCAAAGUUGUGUUGACAACCUCGGCUUUCAAGCUUGUCAAUGCCAGCAACAAUCUCCCCAUCUUAGCUGCCUCAAUCGAAGACGUGCGCCAGUGCUUUCGUGAGAUUGUGUCUGCUGAUGAUCUUGCCAUCAUGCUCGCUGUGGACUUGGCACGCUUGGGCAAGCAACAAAAAUGCUAUGUGCUGCGCACUACCGCAGCCGGAGAUGUCUUCAAUGCUUUGACUACCCUCAUCACUCUGCUUGUGAGCGUGGAUCUAGCUAGCAUCCUUGAAAGGCGCUCGUCUGCUGAGAACAUUGCCGACCGUCUGCCCAACCAAUACCGCCUGCCCUCGUCGGGCAUCGAGGCACCAGCUUCAAAUGGGCCACCCCCAGUGCCCAACACACCUCGGCCCUACACCUUGCGGAGUGACCAUUCCGCGUCUGGCUCCGUUAGCAGCGCCUCCGGGAGCAGCAGUGCCGGUGGUGGCCUCAUCGCUUCUGAUCAUGGGAGUAGUGGAGAAGAGAGCGAUGGUGGUCUCAUUGCUUCCGAUCACGGAAGUAGCGGCGAGGACAGUGAGGACGACGAUGGGGACGACGGCAGCCUCAAAAGCAUGGGCUCGUCCGAGGAGGAGCGAGACGAACGUGAACGCCGAGCAAGCCAAAUACUGCCAGCAGCGGUCAUGCUGCGCGAGUUUGACUUCAAUCUCGAGCGCGACAGCUGGUAUUGUCGCGCAUGCAACUUUCACAACCCACCUCUCCAAGUUGACCAAUGUGCAGAGUGCGGCGCGCUGAGCCACAAGGAAACGGUCUCUCCUUCGGUCUACAGUAAUGGCCGCACCUCGCGCGAGAGUGACAUUCGCGAGGGGUUCUAUCUCGUCAACGAUCAGUUGUACGCCAGCGUUGUGCCCUCACGCAAAAACUCGAAUGCACCGUCUGCUCAGGGCAGCUCGCAAAGUCUGCUUGCUCGCUUUGCACCGCCGCUGCCCCCACGCGGUGCCAGUGAUUCAAAGCUUCUUGUUCGAUCCCAUACUGACAGCCUGGUCACAGGGUCCACGUCCGCGUCGCCCUCAACCACAACAUCCACGAUGCAUCUCGCUGACGCGAACUUGAAGCAGCCCGCCAUCACUCGCAACCCUUUUGCCAGGUCUGCAAAUCGACCGGCACACGAUACCACAAAGCAGCGCGCCGCACGACCCCUGUCUCUGCCACCGAACACGAUCAACGAGCGGAACACGACCGCAGCGCCGACCAAGCGAGCCUCUGCCCCCACGACCAAACCCACAACCAUUCGCUUUCACGCCUCGAACCCCUUUGCUCAGAUGGAUGAGUGCACUAAUGUUUAG
Monosiga brevicollis MX1 is the source of this 2160-nucleotide messenger RNA. RefSeq lists its product as uncharacterized. The coding region runs from base 1 to 2160 and encodes 719 amino acids. Lineage: Eukaryota; Choanoflagellata; Craspedida; Salpingoecidae. The record is from RefSeq and is a predicted model, not a curated record. The transcript is spliced from 8 exons.